Ectocarpus sp. CCAP 1310/34 is the source of this 1109-nucleotide messenger RNA. NCBI's taxonomy places the organism in Eukaryota, Phaeophyceae, Ectocarpales, Ectocarpaceae. The record is from the annotation of a GenBank genome assembly.
UGUAUCCGGCACAGGCAAACCGGGGGGGACCCUCUAGCGAGUACGAGAAGUAGAACCGAAAGUGUCUUCACACGUGGGUGGUCGCCCUUGCGCUUUGGCAAGAGGAGGGUAUGCGAGAUGAAGGGUUGGGUGUCGGGCAGGUAGACGUGGAUGGAGGUAGAAUUCCAGACGGAACGCCGCGCAUGGCGCAAAAAAUGCUCGACAAGGAUGCACCGGCGUAUCGCAAGGGCUUGGCAAACUGCCUGAACACCAUGUCGGUGUACAAGUUCCCGGAGAACCUCCCUUUCGGCCUGGGACGUCGUGGUGCCACCACGAACGCAAACGCCAGCAUCACUUACACUACAUCUCAGAAGGCGUGUUCAGGGUGUGGUCGUGACUUCCCUGCGGAGAAUCAGCAUAACGUGGUUGCAACUCGGUUGACAGAGGGGUCAGGCAUGUCGAAGGUGAACGUGCACACAAACGAGUGUGAGACGUGCGGUAUCCACGGAUUGGCUAGUGACAACUGGCGGGAGACUGGUUUGUUCAACUACAACAACAGCUACCUGGUGGAGCUGUCUAUCCUGUACAGAUGCCUGGAGGCGUUCACCAGGGGUACGACUAUAAGCGCCUUCUUCGAGACGUUUUUAGAACCUUUGGCGAGUGACCUGGUCUGGAUCAAGGCGAACCCAGAUCUCAGCAAAAGGCUCGCAAACGGUACCAACUUGCUCAACGUGCUCAACAACAUUUUCUUGGCGUUCCUGGCCCUCAUCGACCACACUUUCGAGUUUCGGUGCUGGAUGUGGGGGAAGUUUCCGCCGAUCCUCACUUUCGACGCCUGCAUGAAGAUCGCCUGCAACUUCGUGACUCUGGGGCAGGUGAUCGCGUCGAGACCCGAGCAAGACAUCAACACUGACCUCGNGUCGAGACCCGAGCAAGACAUCAACACUGUCCUCGCCAUGAAUCUUCUGCAGUUGAGCAUGGUAUCGCCGGCCUGGUUCGGCGGCACGAGGGUACAGUUUGUGGUCGGGGCCGGGGAGACGGUUGGAAACGCGCCAGCGUGGGUGUCGCCAGACAUCCGACUGUCGGAGAACUUCCACAAGACACAGCGUGGGCGUCUUCACGCCGAGUAA